CAUCAGAACGUUUUACACUAGUGUUAAGCUUUUUAUAAUAGGAAAACGGACAAAAUGGCCUGUCCCGUGCACGAAAAUCCGAAGAUAAUGGUAUGUAUACCGUGUAAAUCUGCUGUGUGUGAUGUUUGUAUAGAAGCCGAUCAUAUUGGACACCAAUUCCAAACACUGAAAAGAGCGGCCGAGAAUGUUAUUGGGGAUCUAAAGAAAUCUGUUGAAAUUCAAGAUUAUAUGAAAAUUGAAAAAGAAUUGGAGCAUAUUUCAGCAAAAUGCCAAACAGAAAAGGAGCAUGCAGUCAGAACGAAACAAGAACUUCUUGACAGACGAGAUCAUAUUAAACAAGUAUUAGAUCACGUGACAGAAAAAGCUGUAACCAAACUGGAACAACACAACAACAUUCUGUUUGAGGAAUUAGAAAAAGUGAAAAACAAUGCAGAAGAAAACUGUAAAGCCAUUCGAGAUUUUAAAGAUGAAGUUCAAAGGCUUACUACCUCACACAUGUACCUUGAUGUUUUGGAAAAAGGAUGGAAAAUGAACCCUCCGGUAAUCAUUCCAUUGGAAUAUCAGAAUGUAUCCACACUCAUUUUCACACCUGGUAUACCAGUAGAUGAAACUAACAUAGACAUGUUGUUUGGUCAGCUUGAGCACCAGAAUUUGGAUUCCACGUUCCACAAUGAAGGCACAACUUCCUCCCCAGAGUUGGAACAAUGUGAUACCAAUAUGUUUUCAAUCCUUAGUAUCAGUUCCACUGAUCUGUUUGGAGAGGGACCUGAAGGAGACCCGCCAGCUUGUCAGACUGAUGAGCCCAUACAUUUUAAAUCAUCAAACAAUAGCAAAAGGCUCAAAUGUGAUGUAAAGCUAACAUAUAGGCAUUCCUUCAAACGUGAUUCUGCCGCAUUGGUGAUGAAACCAACGACAGGCGGUAAAUGUUGGGUCAAGUCUAUUAAUGAAAAACCAAUUUACCUUGUAGAUAUAACGGGUGACGUAAUUGGGGUAAUACCAGCUGACACUGCGGAAGAAUUCGAUGUUUUGUGCUUCCAUGUGGAAAACGAAAUCCUAAGGACAUGUCCUAGUAGGAAGUGUAUCAAACGUGUAAGGUUGAAAGAAAACAAAAAUAAAGGGAAAACAAGUUUCGUGACUGCUAUAUGGAUUCGUACAGAUCCUUUGAUGCCUUAUUAUUUGUGCGGGGCGCCAAAUGGUGACAUCAUUGUCACACUUACCGACAAAAAGUCCUGGUCAAUAGAACCCGCCUCUACGACAGUACUGGUCAGGUACAACAGAAAUGGGAAGGAACUAGCUAGAGUUGAAAAGGAUGGACAUGGUCAAGACUUGUUCGUUAUUCCUUUCAAGAUUAGCACAAACACUACAGGUUCAGUGGCUGUUGUGAAUUUUACUAAAGAGAGACUAGGGGGUAGUCAUUUGGUGCUGUUAGAUAACAAUCUCAACCUCACACACCGAUACAUUGCCCACGGAGUCACUCUUCCUGCUGAAGAUCCACUACCUGAACUAACUGAAAACUUUGGGAUUUCCGACGUGUUGUUCAAUCACCAGAAUCUCAUACUUGUCAGUGAGGUUCAAUCAAGAACAGUACAGCUGUUAGAUCCUAUGUGUAACCUACUGAAGGUUUUGGUUACAGACCCCCAAACCUCUCCAAUUUCUCUGGCUCUACAUGUUAAUGGGGAUCUCUGGAUUGGAUUAUCUGGAGGAGAAAUACAAGUUUUCCAACACACCAUUGAUUUCGUGCCUGAGGAAAAUUAACACUUGAACACAAACUGAAGUAAGACGUUUGAGAGAGAGAGAGAGAGAGAGAGAGAGAGAGAGAGAGAGAGUGAGAGAGAGAGAGAGAGAGAGAGGUCAUCAGUCAUAUUCAUCACUUAGCAACAUCAGUCAGAUUCUCAUCAGUCAGUGCCAUCAGCCAGUCACAUCAAUAUUGUAUGGUAUUACAAGAAAGAUAUUGUGAUAAUAUUGUAUUACAAGAAAGAUAUUGUGAUAAUAUUGUAUUACAAGACAGAUAUCGUGAUACUUUUUAAUUUCAAGAAACAUCUAAUAUUGUGAUAAUAUUGUGUUACAAAAGAGGUGUUGUGAUAGUAUUGUUUAACAAGAAAGGUAUUUCAAUUGUAAUGUCAUGUAAAAACGUCAUUGUGCUGUAAUUGUCUUGUAAUAAUGGAUAGUGGGGUAUUGUUUUAUAAGAAUGAUAUUGAGGGGGUAUUUUUUGUAUGAAUGACGUUGAGAAAGGAUUGUUUUGUAAGAUUGUCGUUCGGGAGUAUUGUUUUGUAGCAAUGACGUUGUGGUUGUAUUAUUUUAAAAGCAUGACAUUGUGGGGGUAUUAUUUUGUAAGUGUCAUUGUGAGUUUUUUCUUUGAUUUUAAGGAUAUCAUUUUGAGGGUUAUUUUCUUUUACGAAUAUCAUUGUGAGGGUAUUGUCUGGUAAGAAUAUCAUUGUGAGGGUAUUGUCUUGUAAGAAUAUCAUUGUGAGGGUAUUGUCUAGUAAGAAUAUCAUUGUGAGGGUAUUUUCAUGUAAGAAUAUCAUUGUGAGGGUAUUGUCCGGUAAGAAUAUCAUUGUGAGGGUAUUGUCUUGUAAGAAUAUCAUUGUGAGGGUGUUGUCUGGUAAGAAUAUCAUUGUGAGGGUAUUGUUUUUCAAGAAUAUCAUUGUGAGGGUAUUGUCUGGUAAGAAUAUCAUUGUGAGGGUGUUGUCUGGUAAGAAUAUCAUUGUGAGGGUAUUGUCUUGUAAGAAUAUCAUUGUGAGGGUAUUGUCUUUUAAGAAUAUUAUCAUUGUGAGGGUAUUGUCUUUUAAGAAUAUCAUUGUGAGGGUAUUGUCCUGUAAGAAUAUCAUUGUGAGGGUAUUGUCAUGUAAGAAUAUCAUUGUGAGGGUAUUGUCUAGUAAAAAUAUCAUUGUGAGGGUAUUGUCUUGUAAGAAUAUCAUUGUGAGGGUAUUGUCUUGUAAGAAUGAUAUUUUUUAGGGUAACUAGAGCUCAAUGCCAUCUAUGCUGGCCGUGACUAUCACAAAAGGUCAUCGUUAUUAUUAAUAGUAAUUUCUUGUUAUCGUUAUGUCGACUUAUUUCUUAAACGGAGCGAAAUCAAACAAAUAAUUGCAUGAAAUUACCUCAAAACAGUUCGUUUUUCAGGUUUCGAAAGUAAAUGUUAAGGUCAUGAUUGUUAUCUAUAGAAAAUAUUUGUCAUCACAGUAACGACUUCGUUUUUGAAGGAUUUUAAAGUAGCUUUAUAAAGAGAUGACAUAUGAGAGUACCUGUGUUUCAGUGUGUCAAGGUCAAGGUCAUAGUUACUGCUCAUAAAGAAUAUUUGUUAUUGCUCUAGAGAUUUUAUUUUUAAAAGGAUACUGAUCAAACUUCACAAAAUGCCCGGGUUACAGUUACUCUAUCAGAACAUAUUUUUCAUCACUUUAGUGCUCAUAUUUAAUAUCACAAAAUGCAGUUGCUAUUGUAGUGUACACAACCGGAUGCACAUGUACCAGUAUUUGUUCGGUAAUAAGUACAAUCCCGGUAAUAAGUACAAUCCUGGUAAUAAGUAAAAUCUUUGGUAAUAAGUAAAAUCUUGGGUAAUAAGUCCAGCCAUACCUUUGUAACUAGAGAUAUGUACAAAUAUUAUUUCAAUGUUCUGCAAUAAGCCCUCCCUCUUUGAGUUAUCCUUCUCAGCUUACUGGAGGACAAUUACGACCGUUGUUCUGGGAACGUGAAGGGAUUUGUAUCCGUUUAGUCGAUUGCUAUACUCUGAAAAUAGAAAAAUAAUGUUGAUGAAGAAACAUUUGUGCAUUUUGUUAUUUGAAAUACAGCUAAAAUAUCGAGUUAUAAA
This is a messenger RNA of Pecten maximus, 3805 nucleotides long. RefSeq lists its product as uncharacterized. The transcript has 2 exons. Bases 55 to 1755 code for a protein of 566 amino acids. Lineage: Eukaryota; Metazoa; Mollusca; Bivalvia; Pectinida; Pectinidae. The record is from RefSeq and is a predicted model, not a curated record. Gene Ontology annotation, molecular function: zinc ion binding.